AUGGGGAAGGUGGCCGGGGGGCAGCAGGAGCAGCCGCCGGGUCUUGCGGCGGCGGAGGGAGGAGGAGGAGAUGGAGUAAGAAGAAGAAGGUGCAGCAGAUGCCGCUGGUCCGUGCGGCUGCAAUGCGUGGCCGCGCUCCUGCUCGGCGCCGCCGUGCUGCUAUCCGCCAUGUUCUGGCUGCCGCCCUUCGCCGGGCGCGGCCGCAGCAUGGGGCCAACGGAUCCCCCGGAAGACGUGCUCGCAGCUGAUAUAGUGGCAAGCUUUAUGCUACGUAAGACAGUUUCUGAGUUAAAUGAAAGUACACAUAAGCUUGAAUUUGACAUAUAUGAGGAGAUUGGCAUCCCCAACUCUACGGUUGCUGUAAAUUUUCUACAACCAUUAGGUGCAUUAAACUGGACAAAUGUCAUCUUCAGCGUUGUGCCUUUUCCAAAAUACUCGACUAUAUCAUCGACAUCGUUGAGCAUUCUUAGAUCUUAUUUCAUGUCCUUGGUUGUAGAACAGUCAACACUCCAUUUGACAGAGUCACUGUUUGGGAACUCAUCCUUCUUCGAGUUGCUUAAGUUCCCUGGAGGAAUAACCAUUAUCCCUACACAAGCUGGUUUUCUUGUACAGAAACCUUAUGCAUCUUUCAACUUCACUUUGAACUUUCCAAUCUACAAGGUACAAGAUAAAAUAAAUGAGUUGAAAGACCAAAUGAAGGCAGGACUACUUCUCAAUCCCUAUGAGAACCUCUUUGUCAAAUUGACAAACUUAGAAGGUUCUACAGUUGCUCCUCCAACAAUUGUUCGGACCUCCAUUAUUCUUGAAGUUGGGAAUCACCAGCCCUCCAUUCCAAGAAUGAAGCAAUUGGCACAAAAUAUUGCCAAUUCAUCUUCAGGAAACUUGGGACUUAAUCAUACUGUAUUUGGUAGAGUAAAGCAGAUAAGCCUUUCUUCGUAUCUUACGCAUUCUUUGCAUAGCAGGAGUGAUGCACCUAGUCCAGCACCCAUGACUCAUGAAGAUCACCGCCAUCACCACCACCACCACCACCACCACCACCACCACCACCACCACCAUCACCACCACCACCACCACCAUAGCCAUCACCGUACUCAUGAAAUAGAGAAGCCUUUGGCUCCAUCUUCAUCUCCUGCACCUGUACAUUCUCCUGUGGAACAGUCCAAGUAUAGAUCUCCACCCCCAUCUGGUUAUUCAUAUAGAUACACCAAUAAGCCAAAAAAUAAAGCUCCUGUAGCCCCAGUGUCAGAGCCAGUAGCUAACAAUCAUCAUUAUGCUUCACCUCCUACCAUGUCUCGUGCAUUGUCACCAUCAUCUAUUAGUCCAUCACCUUCUGGCCGUCACUCUACAAAUAAUCCCAAUAGGCACCAUAGCUCCCCUGCUCCAGCUCCAGCAUCUGCGAACCCCCCAUUGCGUGCAAUAUCUCUCGCUCACGCACAUCAUCCUGUUCAAGUGCAAGCUGUGGCCCGUGCCCCUAGCACAUCAUUUGCCAGCAGAAGGCAUUCUUGUCAAUGGGCCCUUGCAUUCCUGUUGUGUUUGCUGAUGGGUAUACCAUGACAGAGUGCGGCUGAUCCGUACCGAAGGUAGUCCAAAAAUAAGUGGCUUGUUGGGAACCGGUCUGUCUUUAAGAGCCGCAAUAGGUGCGAAAAAUAGCUCACCUUGUGAGCAGGUGUUAUCAUGUAAAUAUUGGGCGUGUGGGGGUAUAAGGCAAAUGGGCACCUUUGUGUAUAGUGGUCAAAGCCAGAAGCGGCAGGCCCUUCGUGUCGUUGCGCAUGUUUUGCCCAGUUUUGCUGAAAAACCUGGUGGAUUCCAGUAUAGAUGUUUUUAUAUAUAGCAGUUGCCUCAAGCUUCAGUUCUCGUGGUUCAAAUUUUGUAUCAACAGAUAAUGG
Messenger RNA from Lolium rigidum, 1886 nucleotides. RefSeq lists its product as uncharacterized. The record is from RefSeq and is a predicted model, not a curated record. NCBI's taxonomy places the organism in Eukaryota, Viridiplantae, Streptophyta, Magnoliopsida, Poales, Poaceae. The coding region runs from base 1 to 1554 and encodes 517 amino acids. The transcript has 5 exons.